AUUGAAAUUUAAACAAUUUAAUUUGGAAAAAUUAAUUUUUUGCUAUUUUUUGUUAACAGAUUGACAAAUGCUAAAUCGGAUUGCUGAAUCGAAUUUCUCGAGAGAUUUUCUUCCAUAUUUAGGGUUUUGAGGCGAAGGGCCGAAACUCUUAUAGCGAGACUAUGGUGUCCGUUGGUAGUUUUCCCUAGCAACAAUUGCCAUGGCAACCGUUGCUAUGGUGAUGGUUACCAUAACAACUGUUGCCAAGGAAACCGUUGCUAUGGCCACGAAUCCCUAAGAUGUAGGCGCUUUGCGCCUGCUUCUCUCACUGAUUUUUAUAUUACAAUUUAAAAAAAGUUGCGUUUUUGCCUAAGUAGUUAAAAAUUUAUUCAUCGUUACUUACUUUUCUGCUUCAAUGUUUAGAUUAAAUUUUGAAUUUAUUUUCUGACAAAUUGCUGAUUGCGACUUUUUUUAAUGCGAAACAAAAACUCGAGAUUACAAAUGAUAUUCGACGACAAUUGUGUAAAUACUGCGAACUUGAAGAAAAGAAAAUUAUUUUCUCGAAAUGUUUCUUCCAUUUUUAUAUUAAACUUAAAAAAAUGUUAUUCGUUAUUCGUAUGAUGCGCAUUUAAUACGAAAUCAUCGCCGUCUUAUAUUUUUGUCGCAUGUUUCGAAGAAUCGAGCAUUCUCAAUACCGACGUAUUAAAUCCGCGGAAAUUUGUACUGAACUGUAAAAGUUUUGCAAUUUAUCGAAAAUGUCGAUAUCGAUAAACAAAGUAGGAGUAGUACGCUGUGAAAAUUGUCAGCCUUCAAAUCUAUUCGGAAAAGGAACACAACGUAACUUUUUUCCAACGUAGUCUCCUAUCAGCAUCAACAACUUUUAAGAGACUCGACAAUUAAAUUCGACUGGGAUAAUCUCGAUAAUUUCUAUGUUGCCACUAAAGAAAAGUGAUAAAAAGUCUCCUCACAACGGAAGCGAGCUCGCAGGCCAAAAUUUCAUUUUUAAGAUUUCAUGGAAUAUUAAAGUUGAAUCGAAAAAUUUAGAGAUUUUUCCGUUUGCCCAAUGUCGACAUCGCUCUACGCCAGCUGUUGAAAAUAACACAAAUGCUGAAUCUCCAGCUCCUUGUCUGCAGCACAACGCUACUGUUUUUUCCAACGUAGUGUCCUAUCAACAGCAACAACAUUCAAAAGACUCGACAAUUAAAUUCGACUGGGAUAAUCUCGACAGUUUCUAUGUUGCCACUAAAGAAAAGUGAUAAAAAGUCUCCUUACAACGGAAGCGACCUCGCAGGAUCAAAUUCCAUUUUUAAGACCUUGUGGAAUAUUAGAGUUGAAUCGAAAAAUUUAGAGAUUUUUCCCUUUGACGAAUGUGGACAUCACUCUACGCCAGCUGUUGAAAAUUACACAAAUGCUGAACCUCCAGCUCCUUGCCUACAGCAUAACUGUUUUUCAACGUUGUCUCUUAUCAGCAUCAACAAAUUUCAAGAGACUCGACAAUUCAAUUCAACUGGGAUAAUCUCGAAAAUUUGUAUGAUGCCGCUAAAGAAAAGUGAUAAAAAGUCUCCUCACAACGGAAGCGACCGCACAGGACCAAAUUCCAUUUUUAAGACCUCGUGGAAUAUUAUAGUUGAAUCCAAAAAGUUAAAGAUUUUUCCCUUUGCCCAAUGUCGACAUCGCUCUACGCCAGCUGUUGAAAAUUACACAAAUGCUGAACCUCCAGCUCCUUGUCUGCAGCAUAACUGUUUUUCAACGUUGUGUCUUAUCAGCAUCAACAAAUUUCAAUUCGACUGGGAUAAUCUCGAUAAUUUGUAUGAUGCCGGUUAGUAUUCUUUAUAAAAUAUAUUUUUUUUGUAUAAUUUCUAAGAAAUACUUAAUUGAAAUUUACUUAUUGCGAUUCAAAACUCAUUUAAUUUGCUACACUUUUUAAAUGCGAAACAAAAACUCGCGAGAACAGAUGAUAAUUGGCCACAAUUGUUUAUAUACUACGAACUUGAAAAAAAGAAAAUUUUCUUUUCGAUUAUUUCUUCCAUUCUUAUAAAUCCAUUAAAAAAAGAUUUUCAUUACCUAAAUAUGUAGUUAAAAAUUUAUUUAUCGUUAGUUACUUUUUAGCUUCAAUGUUUAGAUUAAAUUCUGAAUUUAUUUUUUGACAAGUUGCUGAUUGCGAUUUAAUACUCAUGUAAUUUGAUAUACUUUUUUAAUGCAAUAAAAAAACUCGAAAGAACUUGAGAUUCGGCGGCAAUUGUAUAAAUACUGCGAUCUUGAAAAGAAAUGAAAUUACUUUCUCGAGAGAUUUCUUUAAUUUUCUUUUACGAUUAAAAUAGAAGGUUGCGUUUACCUAACUCGUUAAAAUUUAAUUAUCGUGAAUGACUUUUCUGCUUCAAUGUUUAGAUUAAAUUUUAAAUUUAUUUUCUGACAAGUUGCUGAUUGCGAUUCUAUAUUCAGGUAAUUAGAUAUAUUUUUUUAAUGCGAUAAAAAAACUCGAAAGAACAUGAGAUUCGGCGGCAAUUGUAUAAAUACUGUGAUCUUGAAAAGAAUAGAAAAUUACUUUCUCGAGAGAUGUCUUUAAGUUUCAUAGUACGAUUAAAAUAAAAGGUUGCGUUUACCUAAUUAGUUAAAAAAAAUUAUUUAUCGUGAGUUACUUUUUUUAACGACGACAAUUGUGUAAAUACUGCGAACUUAAAAAAAAGAAAAUUACUUUCUCGAGAGAUUUCUUUAAUUUUCAUAUUACGAUUAAAAUAAAAGGUUGCGUUUAACUAAUUAGUUAAAAAAUUAUUCAUCGUGAGUUACUUUUUUUAACGACGACAAUUGUGUAAAUACUGCGAACUUGAAAAAAAGAAAAUUACUUUCUCGAAAUAUUUCUUUAAUUUUCAUAUUACGAUUAAAAAAAGAUUGCGAUAAUUCUAAAUAGUUAAAAAUUUAUUUAUCGUUAAUUACUUUUCUGCUUCAAUGUUUAGAUUAAAUUUUGAAUUUAUUUUCUGAUAAGUUGCAUCUUGCGAUUCUAUACUGAGGUAAUUUGAUAUACUUUUUUUAAUGCGAUAAAAAAACUCGAAAGAACAUGAGAUUCGGCGGCAAUUGUAUAAAUACUGCGAUCUUGAAAAGAAAAGAAAAUUACUUUCUCGAGAGAUGUCUUUAAGUUUCAUAGUACGAUUAAAAUAAAAGGUUUCGUUUACCUAAUUAGUUAAAAAAAAAUUAUUUAUCGUGAGUUACUUUUUUUAACGACGACAAUUGUGUAAAUACUGCGAACUUAAAAAAAAGAAAAUUACUUUCUCGAGAGAUUUCUUUAAUUUUCAUAUUACGAUUAAAAUAAAAGGUUGCGUUUAACUAAUUAGUUAAAAAAUUAUUCAUCGUGAGUUACUUUUUUUAACGACGACAAUUGUGUAAAUACUGCGAACUUGAAAAAAAGAAAAUUACUUUCUCGAAAGAUUUCUUUAAUUUUCAUAUUACGAUUAAAAAAAGAUUGCGAUAAUUCUAAAUAGUUAAAAAUUUAUUUAUCGUUAAUUACUUUUCUGCUUCAAUGUUUAGAUUAAAUUUUGAAUUUAUUUUCUAAUAAGUUGCAUCUUGCGAUUCUAUACUGAGGUAAUUUGAUAUACUUUUUUUAAUGCGAUAAAAAAACUCGAAAGAACAUGAGAUUCGGCGGCAAUUGUAUAAAUACUGCGAUCUUGAAAAGAAAAGAAAAUUACUUUCUCGAGAGAUGUCUUUAAUUUUCUAUGACGAUUAAAAUAAAAGGUUGCAUUUACCUAAUUAGUUAAAAAAUUAUUUAUCGCGAGUUACUUUUUUAAAUUACUUUCUCGAGAGAUUUCUUUAAUUUUCAUAUUACGAUUAAAAAAAAUGGUUGCGUUUACCUAACUCGUUAAAAAUUUAUGAAUCGUGAGUUACUUUCCUGCUUCAAUGUUCAGAUUAAAUUUUGAAUUUGUUUUCUUACAAGUUGCUUCCUGCGAUUCUAGAUUUAUGUAAGUUGAUAUACUUUUUUUAAUACGAUAAAAAAAACUCGAAAAACGGAUGAGAUUCGACGACAAUAAUUGUAUAUAUAC
Molecule: messenger RNA, 4010 nt
Organism: Leptopilina heterotoma
Lineage: Eukaryota; Metazoa; Arthropoda; Insecta; Hymenoptera; Figitidae
Exons: 5
Coding region: 1213-1803 (196 amino acids)
Source: RefSeq, a predicted model, not a curated record